Durio zibethinus is the source of this 2267-nucleotide messenger RNA. NCBI's taxonomy places the organism in Eukaryota, Viridiplantae, Streptophyta, Magnoliopsida, Malvales, Malvaceae. The record is from RefSeq and is a predicted model, not a curated record.
ACUAAUCGUUUCCUCCUGGCGAAUUGGAUAGACAAUAAUUUCCAUCAAAACCGCAUCUGAACACUCCCUCUAGACUCCAGUCUUUUUUUUUUUUCUUUUUAAGGUAAGCGUCUCAACUCCCAACUCAAAACUCCUCACUGGCUUUUUUCUCUGGAGAUUUUUAUUGCUCACCUUUAAUUAACUUCAUAGUCCAUUUUAUGGUGUUUUGUCCUUGAAUUUCCUUUGUUUUAAUCACUGGGUCUAUCUUCUUCAUCUGUGCUUUGGUAUAGUUUGCUUAGCUUUUCUUUGUGAGAACAUUCUUUCUUUCUUUCAUUUCUUUAGUCAAAAGCAAAGAUGAUUAUUGGGUAGUACUCGUAUCAGAAUAUCAGAUAUCUAGCUAGAAAUCUUAGCAACUUUUAAUUGCUUGAUUUCUUGGGUGCCUUCAUUUCUAAGUUUUUGGUGUCAUGUUUAAUCAUUCCAGGUUUAAGGACCUCAACAGAAAAUCAAGGAAAAGAGAAAAGCUUUGAAUGGAAAUCGCUUCAGCCAAAUGGUUACCUGAACUGGAAAUGGAGGAUCCUACGUUUUUCCCACAAUACCAAAUGAUGAACCCCAUUGACUAUUCAUUUGAUGAUCUCAAUUUCCAAUCUUUUUCUUCAGAGAGCUAUUCAACCUAUCCAAAUAUCGACCAGAAAAUCUCCCACAACAAUAUCAAUGGUUCAUGCAUUGAAGCUUCUCUUCAGGUCGAAGACUACUUUAAAAGGCCAAUGAAACAACUCAAGACCAACAGCUGGAACCCUUGCAUCACAGAAAACAUCCCACCAAAGGCUUCUUCUUCCUCUUCUUCCCAUAUAAUCUCCUUUGACAACUCGAAUUCAUCACCGGUUAUAUCUCAGCAAUACUAUGGUACAGACUGUGCUGUGAAACCAAAAAAUGAGGUUUCAAAGAGGGCCGGUUCAUUGACUAGGACUCCAUUACAUGCUCAAGAACAUGUAAUUGCUGAACGAAAACGCCGAGAAAAGCUCAGCCAGAGAUUCAUAUCUCUUUCAACACUUAUUCCUGGCCUGAAAAAGACGGACAAGGCUUCUAUUCUUGGAGACGCUAUCAAGUACUUGAAACAGCUUCAAGAGCGAGUGACAACACUUGAGGAACAAGUUGCUAAGAAAACAGUGGAAUCAGUGAUUUUUGUGAGGAAAACUCAAAUUUAUGCAGAUGAUGAGAUAUCUUCAUGUGAUGAGAACUUUGAUAGUCAAUCAAACAAGCCGUUCCCCGAGAUAGAAGCAAAAGUUUCAGACAAGGAUGUGCUCAUAAGAAUCCACUGCGAGAAAAACAAAGGGUGCAUAUCCAAUAUCAUAAACGAAAUCGAAAAGCUUCAUCUCUCUGUGCUCAAUACAAAUGUCUUGCCCUUUGGACAAGCUACUCUUGACAUAACCAUUGUUGCUCAGAUGGAAGCUGAGUUUUCAAUGAAAGUGAAGGAUCUUGUGAAAAGCCUACGACUAGCUUUGCUGAAGUUCAUGUGAUGAACUUGCAAAACCAUGUUCACGUUAAGAAAAAAACAAGAUUGCCCAUUGACUUCAUUGUAUAGGAAGAAAAUAACUAGGAAUAAGCUCUAUGGAGUUUCUUUUUUCUUGUCUUUUUGUAUCAGUGAUAAUUUUCUAUGGUUUGUCUUUGUUGGGCAUUUUCCUCAGACCUUAGAGAGAGAAACAAUAGCCUGUGAAUUUUUCUCUCAGUAAUAUUGAUGACCUGCCAUUCUCAAUAGCUAGGAGGAUAUAUCCAAUUUUACAGCAGAGGAGGUUUCCAUUUGUGUUUAUUUUUGUGUGGGUUUGACUCGUUGACCACGUUUAAUUUUCCCCACGUGCUGUAUUUGGAUUCUGCUAGCUUUGAAGAGGUUUUUGAGAGGUUUUGACUUCAGUUGUUAUACAUGGCCUCUUUCCCUUUUUUUUCUCCAUUAAAAUUGGAGAUUUACAGGCAGUUUUUCUUUCUUUGGUUUGAUUAGAAAUUUUAGGAACCUUAUGAUAAUUUUAUGUUUGGGUCGUUCUAUAAACUCUCCUUGUAAUUGCACCUUUUACUUUGAAUAACAACGGAUUUUUUUUUCUUUUUUGUUCAUAUAUUAUUUAAUUUUUACUAAGAUGUCAAUAUAUUUAUCGUGAUUAAUUCUAAUAUUUUUUUUUAAAUUAUUACGAUUUUUGUUGGAAUGCAUGUGGAAUCCAACUUGAUAAAUUUAACAUUACAUUAGGAAUUUAUGACUAGCUAUGAAUUGAACAUAUGAAGUAUGAAGAGAAAUGAAUGUA